Messenger RNA from Emiliania huxleyi CCMP1516, 517 nucleotides. RefSeq lists its product as hypothetical. NCBI's taxonomy places the organism in Eukaryota, Haptophyta, Isochrysidales, Noelaerhabdaceae. The record is from RefSeq and is a predicted model, not a curated record. The transcript has a single exon. Gene Ontology annotation, cellular component: cytoplasm; ubiquitin ligase complex. The annotation marks the transcript as partial. Gene Ontology annotation, molecular function: protein binding.
GGUCACCUUCAUCGUCGGCGAUGACGCGGAGCGCUACGAGCACGUGAGCAAGAACCUGCUCUGCAUUCGGUCCGUGUUCUUUCGGACCAUGUUCGGCAUCGGCAUGAAGGAGCGCGACGCCGCCGAGGUCACGGUGCGCGAAACCGACCUCACCACCUUCACCGCCCUCGUCCGCUACCUCUGCACCGACCAGCUCGACCUCGGCGAGGAGGAGGGCGGCAGGGCGCAGCGCGCGCUCGACCUGCGGCAGCUGGCGCAGAUGUACCAGGUGCCGCGCCUCGAGCUGCUCUGCGCGCAGGCGCUGCAGGAGAGCGUCGCGCCGGCGACCGCCGUGCCGCUGCUCGAGGCGGCGCACGCGACGGGCGACGGGCGGCUCCUCGCGCAGUGCCGCCGCUAUGUGGCCGACAACGCCGCCGAGGUGCGGGCGAGCGGCGGCGUGGAGCAGCUGCGCGACUUUGGCGUGGCCAAGGGGCUGCUCGGCGACGCGCUCGACCAGGUGGCGGAGCUCAAGGGGGCG